CUGCGGGAUACUGACCCCGACAUCCUCGUCGGCUUCGAAGUUCAGCACGCGUCCUGCGGUUACCUCCUCGAGCGAUCAGCCGCUAUCGGGUUCCCCCUUGACCGCUGCCUCUCCCGCUGUCCCUUCCACCGCAGCACUCUAGAGUCUCGACCCGACACCUACGGCCAGCAGCAGCAGUCAGGCAUCCACGUCUGCGGGAGGGAGAUUCUCAACGUGUGGCGAUUAUGCCGGCAGGAGAUCAAACUUGGUCUGUACAACUACACCAACGUCUGCGCUAAGGUGCUGAACAAGAGGGUGCCAUCCUUUCCUCCUCAGCUGCUCCAUUCAUGGUUCCAGCACCUUGCCUCCCCGCACAGUCUGAAGCGGCAGGUCCUGCUCUACCUCCUUGAGAAGGCCAGCAACACGCUCCUCAUCCUCGAAGCCAUGGAGCUCGUCGGCAGGACCUGCGAACUUGCGCGCGUCUUCGGCAUCGACUUCUUCUCGGUCCUCAGCCGCGGGUCCCAGUAUCGGGUAGAGAGCAUGCUCUACCGCCUCGCUCGCACGCAGAACUUCCUCCUCCUCUCUCCCUCCGUGCAGCAGCGGCAGAGCCAGCCAGCCACGGAGUGCAUCCCGCUGGUGAUGGAGCCGCAGAGCGCCUUCUACAGCAGCCCCGUCUGCGUCCUCGACUUCCGGUCCCUCUACCCCUCUGUCGUGAUCGCCUACAACAUGUGUUACUCCACCUGCCUCGGCAAGCUCGUCGAGCCCGACAGCGACGGCAACGUCAAGCUCGGCGUCUCCAGCCUCCGCCGCGCCCCCGGCCUGCUGGCGAGCGUGCGAGAGGAGGCGAUCAUCACUCCCAAUGGCAUGGCGUUCCUGCCGCCCGACAAGCGCGAGGGGGUGCUGCCUCGUCUGCUGCGAGAGAUCCUGCAGGCGAGAGUGGCGGUGAAGAAGUUGAUGAAACAGGUCGGGGGAGACGUGAAGCUCUACAGGACCCUCAACUCCAGGCAGUUCGGCCUCAAGCUCAUCGCCAACGUCACCUACGGCUACACCUCCGCCGGCUUCUCCGGCCGCAUGCCAUGCGCCGACUUGGCCGACGCCAUCGUGCAGACGGGGCGAGAGACGCUGGAGCGAGCGAUCCGGACGGUAGAAGAGGGGAGGCAAUGGGGGGCGCGAGUGAUCUACGGGGACACAGACAGUCUCUUCGUCGAGAUCCCUGGGAGGUCGCGAGAGGAAGCGUUUCGCAUCGGCAGGGAGAUCGCUGCUGCGGUCACAGCUGAGAACCCUGCUCCGAUGGAGCUGGAGCUGGAGAAAGUCUAUCAGCCGAGCAUGAUGGUGGCCAAGAAGCGCUACGUGGGGUACAGCUACGACUCUCCUUCCUCCAAGCCUGUCCUCGACGCCAAGGGCAUCGAGAUGGUGAGGAGAGACUCGUGUCCGCUGGUCAUGAGGGUGCAGGAGAAGGCGCUGAAGGUGCUGUUCGAGACGAAGAACAUCUCCAAGCUCAAGAGCUACAUGGAGGGCGUCUUCAUGGACAUCAUCGCCUCCAACUUGAACAUCAACGAGUACGUCUUUGCGAAGGAGGUCAGGCAGGGGACCUACGCCUCUUCCACCCUCCCCCCUGCCGCCACUGUCAACGCAACCAAGGUUCUCCGAGACCCCCGAGCGGGAGCUCUGCAUGCCGAGAGGAUCCCCUACGUCGUCGUGUGCGGCCAGCCAGGAGCGCGUCUGGUGGACCUCGUCCUUGACCCGCGCGAGCUCCUCGCCUCCUCUGGGAUGCUUCGGAUCAACGCGCAGUACUACAUCACCAAGGCUCUGAUCCCCUGCCUCGAGCGCCUCCUCUCCCUCUUUGGUGUCGACAUACGGCGAUGGUACCUCGAGCUCCCACGCUACAGCCGCGCAAGCUCGAGGGACCACGCUUCUCAUGAAGGCAGCAUCCGGAGUCACUUCCAGAGCAUGCACUGUAUCCUCUGCGACCAGCUCUCCAGGACGGCCGUCUGUGCGGAGUGCACUUCCCUUCCUCAAGUGGCUCUGUGUACGAUGCAGAAUCGUCGGGGGAGGGUGGAGCGAGAUCUUGCCCGGCUCUGCAGGAUCUGCGUGAGUUGUGUAGGGAGCAUGCGGCUCGUGACAGGGUGCGACGCGGUGGACUGCCCGGUGCUCUACGACCGCGUGAAGGCGCAGCAGCUGUGGGAAGCAUCGAGUCGCAUAGACUGGGGCGUGAACUUCUUGGAGUGGUGA
Messenger RNA from Guillardia theta CCMP2712, 2211 nucleotides. RefSeq names its product Rev3 DNA polymerase zeta (gene Rev3). Gene Ontology annotation, cellular component: zeta DNA polymerase complex; nucleus. The annotation marks the transcript as partial. Gene Ontology annotation, biological process: error-prone translesion synthesis; double-strand break repair via homologous recombination. The transcript has 5 exons. The record is from RefSeq and is a predicted model, not a curated record. Lineage: Eukaryota; Cryptophyceae; Pyrenomonadales; Geminigeraceae. Gene Ontology annotation, molecular function: nucleotide binding; DNA binding; DNA-directed DNA polymerase activity.